This is a messenger RNA of Metarhizium robertsii ARSEF 23, 768 nucleotides long. RefSeq lists its product as uncharacterized. The coding region runs from base 1 to 768 and encodes 255 amino acids. The transcript has a single exon. The record is from RefSeq and is a predicted model, not a curated record. Lineage: Eukaryota; Fungi; Ascomycota; Sordariomycetes; Hypocreales; Clavicipitaceae.
AUGGCUGGAGCUGGCAGCCGCAGCAGCAUAUUAUAUGUUGACGACGAACCGGCUAUGACAUUCCAUUACACGACGGACCAGCCAGCAUAUGGCAACUGGAUUGGCGUAUGGAAAGCGGAUGAUGCGACCUGGCAGGAGGACGAGGCGGCCAUGAAGAGGGACAGCUCCGUGGCCUGGCACUACGCACGAGGCAUCGACGGCGAGGUGCGUCUGCCCAUCAAAACCACCGGCAAGUACAAGGCAUGCCUGUUUGCAUCGUCGUCAUCCACGCCUCGCACUCUCGCCGGCCCCGAGGAGUUUGAGCUGGCCAGCAACAGUCCAUGCAACGUCGCCACCAACCCGUGCGAGGAUGGCGAGAAGGAAUGCUUUGGCAACUGCAUUUCCACUGCCGACUUGUGCAAUGGCGACGCGUUUGGCGUGUGUCCGUGGACCAGGCCUUCUAUUUGGCAGGGCGGCGUGUGUUGCAAUGGCGGUACUGACGGCACCGAAGGCGGCGACAACUGUACUCCCCAGAUCCCUCCAUGCAACCCAAAGUCAGGCAAGGAAUGUUAUGGCAAGUGCAUCUCCAAGGAUGACUUUUGUCACCCCGAUGCGUUUGGCGUAUGCCCGGCAGCCAAACCUUCUAUUUGGCAGGGCGGUGUGUGCUGCAAUGGCGGCACUGAUGGCACUCAAGGCGGCGAUAAUUGUUCUCCUCAGAUCCCUCCGUGCAACCCAAACUCGGGUAAGGAAUGCUCCGGCAAAUGUAUCUCCAAGGACGCUGAAUGCUGA